This is a messenger RNA of Loa loa (African eye worm), 411 nucleotides long. RefSeq lists its product as hypothetical. The record is from RefSeq and is a predicted model, not a curated record. The transcript is spliced from 4 exons. NCBI's taxonomy places the organism in Eukaryota, Metazoa, Nematoda, Chromadorea, Rhabditida, Onchocercidae. The coding region runs from base 1 to 411 and encodes 136 amino acids.
AUGAGCAAAGAAGCAGAGUGUCCUGUUAUAUCGUAUCGAUCUCUUUCUUUUUUUGGUUUGCUGAUGAAUUAUAUUUCAAAUUUUGAUUUCCAUUUCUGUUCUCUACAAGAAGCAUGGUAUCUUCGAGCUAUAUUGGAAUUACAUAUCGAUUACAAAUUGGGUGCACAAAUUGAUAAAACAAAUGUUUGUAAUUUUUCAACGACUGGAGUAAUGAAUGAAUAUCGUCAAAAAUUGAUCGAAGUCUUGUCGUCUUAUAAUCCGUCAAAGCCAUUUCAAUACAUCGAUGAUGUCAUCGAAGAAGUUGAAUUGAAUACAAAUGAGAAUUGUAUCGUGCGGUGUGUCCUCAAAAAUGAUUACUGCGACUAUUUUCUGCUCCUUUCAAAUGCCGUCAUUUCCGUUAUGGUAAAGUGA